AUGGCCGCCAGGAGCCCCCUGGCGACAGAGCUCGUGUGCGGCGUGUGCCAGGAGGAUCUGCUGGGCGGUGGACGCGACCUGGGAGAGAUCAGCUCGUUCUGCUUCCCCUGCAUUAGCAAGUGGGCUGAGAUAGAGAACAGCUGCCCCUUCUGCAAGCAGCGGUUUGCGCAGCUGCGGCGCAAGCGCCUGGCGCCGCGCUCCGUGCUGCUGGCGGGCGGCGGGCUGGACCCCGCCGGCGAGCUGCCGGGCACCUACGUGGAUUGCCAGCAGCGGGUCGUGUUUGAGGACCCCACUUUCCAGCAGUGGGUGGAGGAGCUGGCGUGCCUGGCCUGCGGCGGCGGCGACGACGAGGAGCAGCUGCUGCUGUGCGACGAGUGCGACCGCGCGUGCCACACUUACUGCGCCGGGCUGGCAGGCAUCCCAGAGGGAGAGUGGUUUUGCCCCAGCUGCUCGGAGCGGCGCGCCCGGCGCCACGCCCAGCGCCAGCGCCAGCAGCAGCAGGCAGCGCGAGGCAGGGCGCGGCGGCAGCCGGCGGCGGACUCGCCUGCCGGCCAGCGCCGGCGGCAGCGGAGGCAGGAGCAGGAGGUGCUGGACCUCUCCUCAGACCCGGAAGAUCUGGAAGACGGCAGCGAGGAAGAGGCGGCGCCUGCCGCCGCGCGCCGACGCCCAGCGCGGCAGCGACGCGCCGCCGGCGCCGCCGCGCCCAGGCGGCAGCGCGGCCCGGCGGCGGCGCCCGGCGGCGGCGACGAGGACCUCUCUGAUUUCAUUGUGCAGGACGAUUCGGAGGAGGAGGAGGGGGAGUGGCAGAGCUCGGGAGCCAGGCCCGGCGCCGGCGUGGGCGCGGGGCGACGGCGCCGCCCGCGGCGCGGCCGCCGCCAGGCGCGGCAGUCUGCCUCCGCAGGCUCCGACCAGUCCACUCACGAGCGCUUCGGGGAGGGGGAGACAGGCAAGGGCGGUGUGGUGGUGGCGGGGCAGGGUGUUGUGGCGGCGGUGGGGCAGGAGCCGGAGGCAGGCACGAGUGACAGCGGCAGCAGCGAGGCUGGCAGCCAGGAGGAAGAGGAUGAGGAGGAAGACCCUCGGCCGCUGCUGGCCCGCCUGCAGAGCCGUGCCGCCAGCCGCAGGGCCCAGCAGCGGCGCAGCGAGGCCGGCGGGCGGCCCCGCCGCGCCGCCGGCAGGCAGCAGCGGCGGGGAGGCGCCCUGCCGGGCGCAGAUGCGGAGCCCACGCAGGCCCACAGGAAUGUGUCGGCAUUGGCCCAAAGCUGGGACGACCUGCGCCGCGGCAGCACCACCUUUGCCGCUGUCCGCCGCUCGGCCUCAGCGGGCGGCGGCGGCGGCGGCGCGGCGGCGCAGCCUGGCCAGCUGCAGCGGCGGCGCCUGGUUCGGGCCGGCGCGGCGGCAGCGGCGGCUGGCGGCGGCAGCGCUGGUGGCAGCAGAGCGGCUCCCCGUGGGGGUGAGGCUGUGACCAGGGAGGGCUUGGAACUGGUGGAUCUUCUUUCCAGCCCCAGCCCGCUCGUCCCUGGCGGCCGACGGCCAGCAGGGGCCGCCUCAGACGCUGCUGCCGCGGCAGCAGACGAGCAGCUGGCCUGGCAGGUGCUGGAUGAAGCGAUGGGCGGCGACCCGCAGCAGCAGCAGCAGCAGCAGCAGCGGCAGCGGCGGCGGUCGGGGAGCGACAGGCAGCGUGCGGCGUCGCCAGGCACAGAAGACGAAUGGGAGCUGCCGCUAGCAGUGCGGCUGUCCAGGCAGAUUGCUGCGGCCAGGCAGAUUGGCUCCCGCCUGGUGCCCCGCCGGCCGCAGCCAGGCGGCGGCGACGGCGGCUCGCUGCCUCCGCCGCCAAGCUCCGCGCAGCGAACCGUGGCCGACAUGCGGCUGAUGGCGGCGGCGGCCCGGGGCACGCCCGACGGCAGCGGGCGGCGCCACGGCGGGGGCCCGGGCGGAGGCAGCGCAGCCCGCCCGCUCACCAUACCGCGCAUCCGACCCCUGGAGGGCUUUGGGGGCGGUGGGGCAGGCUCCCCGCAGCGCCAGCACCAGCACCAACAGCGGGGCGCAGCAGCGGGUAGCGGGCCCUUUGCUCGCUUUGAGAUGCGGAGCGGCGGCGGCGUUGGUGACAGGCCGUGGCAGGCGCAGCCUGGUGGCGGCAGCACCGACCCUCGCCUGGACUUCCAGCAUCAGCAGCAGCAGCAGCAGCAAAGUCACGGCGCCUAUGCAGGGCGUGGUGGCAUGCAGCCGGGCAGGGGGCACACCAGCCCUCAGCCCAACUCAAUUUGGCCGCCGCCACCUGCGCUGCCGCCGCCGCCACACCCGCAGCAGCAGCAGCCCGCCUGGCAGGCACACCAGCCCUGGCAGCGGCACUCGCCUGGCAGCGGCGGGUGGCAGCAGCAGCAGCAGCAGCUGGUGCAGCAGCGGGCCGGUGGUGGAAGCGGCGCCGGCUUUGGCCCGAGCCCACCUCCCACCUUCACCAACACAGCCAUGCAGCACCAGCAGCACCAGCACAGCCGUGCAGCAGCCGACAGCGGCACUCCGGCUGUCAGCCUCGCCGCAGGGUCGGCACCGGCCCGGGCGCCCGCUCCAGCCCUGGCAGAGGCGCGACGAGGUGGUGUGGCGUCGCCCGAUGCGCCUGCCUCGGCGGCCGGCCGCCGUCGCCAGCAGCAGCUGCUGAGCAAGCAGCAGAUUCUGGACUUGGUGAAGCCGCUGCUGAAGCGGCGGCUGGCAGAGGGGCUCCUCCACCGUGCCAGCUACAAGCUGGCCGCCAAGGCGGCGACCAGCUCGCUGUUUGAGCGCCAGCUCGCCACGCAGCGCCCCUUUGCUGGGGGAGCAGACGGCGAGGAGGCGGUGCAGCAGGCGGUGCAGGGAGUGCUGGACAGCGGGCUGCACUAA
This is a messenger RNA of Chlorella variabilis, 2874 nucleotides long. RefSeq lists its product as hypothetical. The transcript is spliced from 11 exons. The record is from RefSeq and is a predicted model, not a curated record. Bases 1 to 2874 code for a protein of 957 amino acids. NCBI's taxonomy places the organism in Eukaryota, Viridiplantae, Chlorophyta, Trebouxiophyceae, Chlorellales, Chlorellaceae.